GGGAAACCCGUCAGGCUAUGUAAAAAGCCUACCAAGAUGGCUGCCGUAUGAAGUGUUUAUCGUCAUUUGUACGCCGUACAUCGACAUGAAAAAGUCCCCUGUUGAAUCAAAUUUUGUGGUGGAACUGUGAUGUAUUUGUCGUCCAAAAUGUCAGAUACCAGGAGAAGAGUAAAGCUUUAUGUUCUUAAUGAUGAGCGACAAUGGGAUGACAGGGGGACUGGUCAUGUAUCAUCAUGUUUGGUGGAUCGUCUGAAUGGGAUGUGUUUGCUAGUUUGUUCGGAAACCGAUGGUUCUAUCCUGUUGGAAUCCAAAAUUCAACCAGACACAGCAUACCAGAAGCAACAGGAAACUCUAAUUGUUUGGUCAGAGAAUGACAAUUAUGACUUGGCUCUUAGUUUCCAAGAGAGAGCAGGCUGUGAUGACAUCUGGGAAAUCAUCUGCCAGGUUCAAGGGAAAGAUCCAUCGGUUGACAUUACGCAAGAUGUCGUGGAUGAAUCCGAAGAAGACCGCUUUGAGGAACUCCCUGAAGCAGCCACACCUAUCGAACUACCUCCUUGUGAAAUCAGCAAACUGGAGGAGAUAACAGAGCUAUUCAGCAGUGCUUUGCAGUCCCCCAUCAAACGGGAAAAGCUUGCCAUAGCAAUAGAGAAGGAGAACUACAUUCGGAAACUCAUUGAACUAUUUUGUAUUUGUGAGGACCUUGACAACAACACGGAGUGCUUACAUUAUCUCUACGAGAUCAUGAAGAACACCAUACUCCUCAAUAAGACGUCGCUCCUCGAGAUUCUGUUUUCAGACGAACUUAUCUACGAUGUGGUAGGCUGUCUAGAACACGAUCCCAAUGCGACGGACUGUCGGCGGCAUCGGGAGUAUUUGAAUUCAAAGGCGAACUUCCAUGAAGUGAUCCCUAUCACGAAUAGAAACCUUUUGAAUAAAAUCCACCAGACUUACAGAGUUCAGUACAUUCAGGAUGUCAUUCUGCCCACACCUUCUGUCUUUGAGGAGAACAUGUUGUCAACGCUUAGUUCAUUUGUCUUCUUCAACAAGGUGGACAUUGUAGAUAUGAUUCAGGACGAUGAGAAAUUCCUGCCCGAGCUCUUUGCACAACUCAUCAGUGAGAGUACGGAGAACCACAGGCGGAGAGACCUUGUUUUAUUCCUCAAAGAAUUCUGCUGUUUUGCUCAGAAUAGUCAGAACAGGGAAGGCUUCUUCAAGACGUUAUCAAGCUUAGGUAUUCUCCCUGCCCUAGAAGUUGUCUUGGGUAUGGAUGAUUCAGAGGUUAGGCAAGCAGCAAUAGACAUCUUCUCCUUGGUCGUAGGAUUCAAUGCGUCUAUGGUUAGGGAGUUCAUCAUGCAUGAAGGUUCAUCAUCGGAAGACGAUGUACUACUAAUCAACCUUGUCAUUGAGCAGAUGAUUUGCGACACCGAUCCAGAUCUUGGCAGUGCCCUUCAACUGAUGAACAUCCUCAAAAUGCUUGUAGAUCCUGAGAAUAUGAUGGCAACUGGAGUUAAGACAGAGAAGACAGAAUUCUUGACAUUCUUCUACAAACACUGUAUGCACGUCCUUACCGCUCCUCUCCUUGCCAAUACGAUAGAUGACAAACCCAGUAAAGAUGACUACCAGACAUCCCAGCUGUUGAGUUUGAUUCUAGAAUUAUUAACGUUUGCAGUGGAGCACCAUACGUACCACAUAAAGAACUACAUCAUAAACAAAGAUCUUCUCAGGAGAAUAUUAGUCUUACUUAGAUCUUCGCAUCAUUUCCUUGUAUUAUGUGCUGUUAGGUUCUUCAGGAAGGUAGUAGCCAUGAGAGAUGACUUCUAUAAUAGGUAUAUUGUCAAAGGGAACCUCUUUGAGCCCCUCGUUAGUCUCUUCAAUGUCAACCGGUCCAAAUAUAACCUACUCAACUCCGCUCUCAUCGAACUCUUUGAAUUCAUUAGGAUAGAGGGAAUCAAGAUGCUUUUGACACACAUAGUGGAGAAGCACGGUGAAGAGUUGAAAGGCGUGGACUAUGUAGCAACAUUCAAAGGGCUUAGUGUCAAGUAUGAACAGUUCAUGGACAGAAUCAACACCAGGCCCAACUUAGACAAUUUGAGGCAUGCAAGCAUCCUGCAGAAUACGAGAUUUCGACGGGAUGCACGUGACCUGGAUGAGGAGGAGGAGCUCUGGUUUGAUCAAGAUGAAGAUGGAGAGGAUGCGGAAGCAGUGGUUCCCGUUGUAGAUAGUGCAUUCCGAUCAGCCAAGAUCUGCGGUGAUGUCAUCGAUGAUGUCGAGGACACGGGAAGGAUAAUUGGCAACAAGAAAGAAAACCAGCUUUUGAACAGGUCGGAACCUCUGAACGCCAGCAAUGGAAGACCGGACACACCUCUCAGGCCGUCACCUGGUAACAACCCCAACAAGAGGGCGGCACCGUUGACCAACAACAGACCAUCCAGUCCCAUUCCUGUGUCUUCGAACACGUCGACAUCACCAACCAUCAAGAAAAUGGCAGACACGGAGCUAGCCAAUAACAUCGGUGGCAGCGCUGAGGUAAAGAAGGUUUCACCGGCAUCUGAAUUGAAGGCAAAUAGUGCGGCAAAGCAGGGAGGUUUGGUGGGGUUGGUAGACUAUCCUGAUGAGGAUUCCGACGAAGACGAAGAUGCAGACGAGCACCCUCCUCUGAAGAGAGCACGUCUGAUCUAGGAAGCGUCCAGUCCAGUCAGAUCAAACCCGUCCUCCACCUACUCACCUAUGCCUUGAGUUGCUGGUCCUGUUGAGACGCACGCAGACCCGACCUUGGACGUUGCCAAACUCGCCGUCACGUGCAACAAGUAUUACAUCUCGCAAGGGUUCACGUCUGCCUCAAGGGACCUUGGCAAAGACACGCUGACGCACACUCCAGGAACAACGGUUAAGCUUAGGGCUUCCUCGAGAGCUUACAAGCUUGAUUAUGAUGAUGAUGAUUGGGAUGACGAUGAUGAUGAAAAUGUGCCAUGCCCAGAUCACAAUGAAUUGCUUGAUAGAUUCUACUGUGUAUACAAGAAGAUUGUCAUCAUGUAUACUUAAAAUUUGCUUCCUCAUGUCCCAUGAGAAGUCGUAUGUUUUUAAAGCCAAGGACUGUUUGGGAUCUAUACCAAGCUUUCACUUGAGCUUGAAACCUGCACUUGUGUGUGUUUUAAUGUUUUUGAUUAGUCUUUUUUAAAGGCCUAUCUCUUCCUUCUUUUAACACUAUAGAUUCCAGUAUGGCUUUCAUACACACUACUUACAAUGACGAUAUUCAUGGAUUUGGACAAGGGCAAUAAUUGGGGUAUCUUUUUAUCUUCUGUUCGAUGAGGCAUUAUCACAAGCCAGUUAGAGAAGAAAUGAAGAAGAUUGGAUGUUUUAUGAUUUUUAUUUUAGAAAGACCUGUGACCUCUGCCGAUGAGAUAGGGGGAGUGUGUCAUGAAUAAUUUUCUCAGCGGUUUUCACCGGCGGAUGUUAAAAGCUACUUGAAAUCAUGGCUUCUGAUUGGCUGAGAGCAAAUAAGUCGGUGAAAAUCACGGACGAAACUCUUCAUGAAAAGCUCCCGGGGAGCGGACAACCCCCUGGAGCAGGAUGGAUGGGAUCGUCUGGGUUGCAUUUCAUUAAAAACAAAUAAUCAUUUAUUUCACCAACAAUUUUUUUGCUCAGAGCCAAUCAGAUGCAAGGUUUUCGGUAGCUUGUAACGAAUAGUCGGCGAUUCUCAAUGUUAAUUGUCCCGUGGAAUCUAUGCUGCACCACCAUCACUCAGGUAUUUGAUGGGAGUAUGUAACUCGAGGCCCCCAUCACCAACCCAUGUAAAGCAGUGUACAAUUGUUGUAAAAGUCAAGAUAUUUUUCAUACCACUUUCCAGUCGAGUGUAUUUUGCAUUAUAUAAUCGUGUAUGAGGUUGAAUGUGCUUGGCAGUUUCCAAAUGCGCAAUUAUAGGUAUUGUGUCAGAGAGAAAGAGAGCGAGAGAGAGAGAUUUUAUGUGUGAGAUGGAGCAAGAGAGAUAGUGUGAACUUAUAGACGUGUUCUCAGUCUGUCAUUCAGUCCUUUAUAUUGAUUUUUAAAAUUCUUUCUGACAUUUUAUGUAACUGUCCACCUUAUGCACAAUUUUUCACGACCAGAAAAUUCACAAGACCUUUGAUUUUCAUGAAAAUUCAUAUGAAUCUUCUCCACCAGCAUAGAUUUUGGAAAGACCCGUCAUGGUUUGAAGAUUCAUGGUGUUUUUUGUUUUGUGUUUUUUUCACGAAGAACAGGAUUAUAAUCAGAAGAUAUAUGCAUUAUCUGUUUCAUUCUUGGGGUACAGAUCUGUCAACAUAACACUCCUAUUUUCCCCAUAAGGUCAUUGAGGACCCAAGUUAGGUCAAUGGAUAGGGCUUUUCCUCAUGUACGAUUCACAAAAAAGCACGAUCAUGUUGAGUGGUCCAAAAAUGCAACAUUAUUUCUUCAUUUUCACCACUAAUAUUUUUUCGAAUGGUGCUAAAUAUCGGUCCUUCAGCUGCGGAGGAAGUGUGUUGACUUGAUCUUACAGCACGGCCGUCCAAGCAAACUGCGUGUCAUGCGCCAUUCUGUGUUUCUAAUCAGUGAUGCAUUUAGAGUCUCUUUCAACUACUGUGAAGUCAGGCAUUCCAACUACAUGCACAAAUGAAAUUGACUCAGUGUUUAUGCUCAUCCUUUCCUCCCCCUACCCUCCUGCCAAUUAUUUCCUUAUUUCUGAAUGCAAAUUUCAAUGCAUAUCAUGCAUUGACUCUUGCUUUCAAUUGUCAGAGGGAUUUUUUUUAUUAAGUUGUCUUUGAUAACAAAUUCUAUUAUGUGUCUUAUGUGACAAAUACUGGUAUUUAAGUUUGGUUUGAGAAAGAUAUAUUUUUUAUGGAUAAUGACGCCAAAUUAUUUUCCCUUCCCACUUACUGUGUUGUGUUUGGAUUUGUACAAAGCAAAUAUGUGUUGCCACAAUGUUUUGCUAUUAUGCUGUGUGUAAAAUAUCAGAGUGUACUAAAACAUGUAUAUCUUUGUACAGCUAGUUAGUCAUCAUUCGUGGCAGAGUAGAAACCUUUAUUUCCAAACCGAUAUAAAGAAAUUAAAAAUUAUUUCGUAUUUGAAUGGUGCCUGACCCGAUCCGCGUUCGAAUGUCGAAUAGCUUCUUCCCUCUUUUACCACUUUUAGAUGGUUUUAUCAGAUUUUACUUGUAAUUUUUAUUUUGUAAUUUAUUUUGUUCAUAUGGAAUUUGAAUCUUGUCAUUUCUCUUGAAUUUUAUUUGAAAUUUACUCAAAAUAUUUGUAGAUUUCCUUUAGAGAGAAGUAUAUUUAGCAUUAUAUUGUAAAUGAUAUUACAUGGAGUUUGUUCAAACCGUGUCAUGGACUCUGAAUGAUAUGGUUUAUAUUAUGCAAUUACAUGUAAUGACAAGUAAAGCACAUCGCAUCCCCUUAUUCUAUCCAUGUUUUUGUAAAACUAUCAAUUGAUGGAUAAACUUCCAGCAAUUGCAACUACCAUGGCAACAAGACUAACAAUAUUGAACAGCCAAUCACAAUCAAUGUCAUGGAAGUUACAAUUGAUGGCAGAAUCAUCAGUGGUAGGUUUUGUGCAACAGGGCCCACUCUACAUCUCUGGUAUUUCUUUGUAUUCAUGUGAAAUUCAGUAAGUCCAUACUUGCAAUGCUUCUGCCAAACCAUUGCAAGAAUGCCAGUGUUGAUGACAAAUUGAAUUUAUGCUCGUUUUCACUUUGCUGUUGAGCAAGUGUACAAGGCAUCUCCAUAUGAUUCGCUAUAACACUUUAUUUUGCUUCCCAGGGGCCUGUUGCAGAAAAGAGUUGCGAUCGAACGAAGCUAAAAAAAUCUUGUGCAACUUGAUAUUUUGACUUACGUUUAAAAAUAAAAGCAACUCUUCAUGCUACAGGCCAUAGAGAACACCAUUUCAGGAAAGUUGACAGCAAUUUUUGUUUCCCUGGCAUUGUUGCAGGAGUGUUGACACUUGACAGCACUGUUGUCGGCAGUGUCUGAAUGUUACAAUGUUGUGCCCCAGUCCCACUCACAAAGCCAACUUCAAACCGAUGGAUGAUACCCCAUUCACAAUAACAUAUUAUCUUUGAUCGGACUAGAGUCGGUUUCCUCGGUGUGACUGCACCAUAUACUGUCAUUCAAUAAUUUCUUUUAUUUAAUUCCAGAAGUGUCCAGAGUGAGAUUAAACACAUGUUAAGAUGCAAUUUUUCUCUGUCCAACAAGUGUCAAAAAAAUAGUAUGAAUAUUUGAAAGAGAAGCACUCUGACUACUGCAGAGCUUAACACCAAUCCUUAUAUGAUGAUUCAGCUACCUGUUAAUAAACCAGUGGGGUGUGUCACAAAGAUUUAAGUGUGACUUAAGAGUAGCACUUGAAUUUCAGUUGCGUGUGGUUUAUAAGGCAUUACCACAUUGGUCAGAUCAUGUGCACUGCCGUAUAUCCAUCAGAUUACAUGUUAGAUGUCAGGUGCCCAUUGGCGUUUAAGCUCGACUCUUGAGGGGGUGUUGCAAGAAAAUAUUUGCGAAUCCAUUGCAAAUAUUCUGUUGCCAUUGUUUAAACUGAUAGAUCAACAUAAGCUGUAGCAAACCAGAUUACACCCCUUGUUUCAAACAGAUUAGCAAUCAAUCACGAAUUUGCAAUUAAUUGCAAGACAUGAUUGAUUUAGGGACCAAAAAUAGACUUGUAAUUAAUCGCAAGCACAAGUUUCUUGCAAAACCCCAUUAGUCACACUUUUUGUGAAACACCCCAAGAGCAAUUUCGGGUAAGUUGAUUCGGUAGCCAACACAUUUUUUGUUGAAGUUGAUUAAUAUCAAGCCUUGCAUACUAAAUUGGCACAUUCAGAUAUUGGUUAUCGUCUCUGUCUUUGUCUAUGAAUUUUCUAUAUUUGGCAUGAUACAGAUUGAGAUGUAUUUAUUAUGUUUUUGAGAGCAGAAUCAAUCAGUAUUUUGAUGGAGAGGCAUGUCGGGACAUACUUUCCCAUGUCAUAACAUGCAAGAUGUUACACCAUCGAGUGAAAAAUCAGUGUCAUUCUUAUGGGUUUAUCAUCUGAUGUGGUCUUUAGAUUUGAGUGUAUCCUGUGUAUUUGUCAUUUAUAGCACAUCUUCUGCCAUUUACUUUCACGUGCAUUCAGAUGUAGGUACAUUUCUCUCUUGGUUAUCUCUGCGUAUUUGUCUCUUCCCACUGUUUUUCCGAGUACAACUUGAAUUUAAUUCUAUUUGUGUUUUAUCCUUCAUGUCCAUGGUCUGCACCCCAUCUCUCUUCCUCUCUUUUCUCUUCCCUUUUCUCCUCUUUUCUCUUCACUUCUCUCCUCUUUUCUUUUCUCUUCACUUUUCUCUUCACCUUUGUCCUCUUUUUCUCUCCUCUUCUCUCUCCCUCUCUCUUGCAUCCUUUCCAACUCUCCUUACCUAUUCUCAUUAUUCAAAUUCAUUUAUUUAUCCCCCUUGCUCAAUACGAGUGAGAUCACUGCGUGUGAACCUAAAUGGCAGUUGGCAGUACUGGGUCGUAUAUUUGUAGAACACUUUUUUAAUAAUGAGAGAGAGAAGAAAAAAAAAGUAUGAAGUACAAUGAUAUGAACUAUAUUAUAGGGUGCCUGAUUGCUAGAAAUGGAUCCAAGGUCACCCCUUUUGUGAAAUGUAAAUAAAUUCUUUGGAGCAGAACAACAAAAAAAACUA
This is a messenger RNA of Lytechinus variegatus (green sea urchin), 7643 nucleotides long. Its product is annotated as serine/threonine-protein phosphatase 4 regulatory subunit 3A-like. Gene Ontology annotation, molecular function: protein phosphatase activator activity. The record is from RefSeq and is a predicted model, not a curated record. Gene Ontology annotation, cellular component: nucleoplasm; protein phosphatase 4 complex. The transcript is spliced from 16 exons. Bases 130 to 2679 code for a protein of 849 amino acids. Gene Ontology annotation, biological process: protein dephosphorylation; DNA damage response. NCBI's taxonomy places the organism in Eukaryota, Metazoa, Echinodermata, Echinoidea, Temnopleuroida, Toxopneustidae.